Molecule: messenger RNA, 6412 nt
Organism: Cylicocyclus nassatus
Lineage: Eukaryota; Metazoa; Nematoda; Chromadorea; Rhabditida; Strongylidae
Source: the annotation of a GenBank genome assembly
GCUGCGAUGGUCCGUGAGGGGGUCGUCGUGAUACCGGUCUACACGAUGAAGGCGCUACUGAUCUCAGUGGCGCUUUUUAACGCCUUAGAUGCGUUCUCAUUAUCACUAUUCUCUAAUCAGCCAACUUCACCAUAUUUGCAUCCAUUAUCACCACCAGAAACAGAUCCAGCACCUGCCAGAGCCAAGCGGCAAGCGUAUCAAGUCUAUGUUGAUGGCGAUUCAUCCGUUAGUCUAGACAAAACUGGACAAACUGAGUCUGGACCAUGGGGACAAUGGACACCCGAAGAAUGUUCGCGAACAUGCGGUGGUGGUGUACAAAUCGAGAAGCGUCAAUGCUCUGGAGAUUGCACCGGACCAUCAGUUCGGUACGUCUCGUGCAAUCUAGACCCCUGUGCGGAUGGAACGGAUUUCCGCGCGGAGCAGUGCGCUCAGCAUAAUGACGAUGCUCUUGAUGGCCACUACCACAAAUGGCAACCUUACAAAGGCAAAAACAAAUGUGAAUUGCUUUGCAAACCCGAAAAUGGUAAUUUCUACUACAAAUGGGACGACAAAGUCGUCGAUGGCACCAAGUGCGACGCCAAGAGUGACGAUAUCUGCGUAGAUGGUGUAUGUCUACCGGUUGGUUGCGAUGGAAAACUUGGAUCGGCUCUAAAAGUCGACAAAUGUGGAGUCUGCGAUGGCGAUGGCUCCAAAUGCAAAACUAUAGAAGGCAUGUUCGAUGAACGUAAUCUGUCACCGGGAUAUCACGAUGUGAUGCGAUUACCCGCCGGUGCCACCGCAAUCAAGAUUGAAGAGGCUCGACCGAGCUCAAAUAACCUGGCUCUGAAAAACUCGUCGGACCAUUUCUUCCUCAACGGAAAUUCUAUGAUCCAAGUGGAAAAGGACGUCGAAGUAAAUGGUGUUUAUUUCGAGUACGAUGACUCAAAGCCAGAGCGAAUCACCGCCAAGGGACCACUGAAGGACGACGUUACCGUAUCCGUCCUCUUCCGCAAAGGGAACCGCGACGCUGCAAUAAAGUAUGAGUUCUCCAUUCCUAUUGUUGAAGAUGUCGACUAUAUGUAUAAGCCUGGAGAAUGGUCCGCAUGUACGGUAACAUGCGGAAAAGGUGUCCAAACCCGAACGCCAUACUGUAUUGACACAAAAACGCAACGACGUGUAAAUGAUGCAAUGUGUGACAAUGCUAAUGCUACCAAGCCUGAGUUCGAGAAAGAAUGUGAAACUGUUGAUUGUGCAGCCGAAUGGUUUGAAGGAGAUUGGGAACCGUGCUCACAGAGUUGUGGAGACCAAGGAGAGCAAUAUCGCGUGGUUUACUGUCAUCAGGUCUUCGCUAAUGGCAAGCGUGUUACCGUUGAUGAUGCCAAUUGUACUAGCGAACGUCCAUCAGUACAGCAAACAUGCAACAGGUUUUCUUGUCCUGAAUGGCAAGCAGGUCCAUGGUCAGCUUGUUCUGAGAAAUGUGGAGAUGCUUACCAAUAUCGUUCAGUAACUUGCCGAUCAGAAAAAGAAGGAGAAGAAGGAAAAUUGCUUCCUGCAGAUGCUUGUGACCCCUCACAAACCGUCGAAUCACAGAGACCUUGCAACCUUGGACCAUGCGAAGGUCUUAAAUUCUACACUACCGAUUGGAAAUUGUGCUCCAAGUGUAACGACACCGAGGAAACUCGUGAGGUUACCUGCAAAGACCAAAUGGGUAGAGCUUACCCAUUGGAGAAAUGUUUGACAGAAGAUGAGAAGGAAAUUCCGCCAGACACGAGAUCUUGUGCUACCCAACAACCAUGUAUCUACGAAUGGACUGCCAGUCAAUGGUCCAAAUGUUCGACAGAAUGUGGUCAUGGACACAAAACUCGACGAGUGAUCUGCGCAAUCCUUGAGGAAGGCGACAUCACGAUCGUCGAUGAAGGCCUGUGCAGCGGUGAUAAGCCUGAAGCCAAGACAAACUGCACAAAUGAAGAGAAGUGCACAGGAACAUGGUAUAGCGGACCAUGGUCUCCAUGCAGCGCUGAGUGCGGAGGUGGUGAACAAGAGCGUAUGGCAGUUUGUUUGAAUUAUGACAAGCAGCCGGUGCCAGAAUGGUGUGAUGAGGAGGACAAACCUGAACUCAAACAAGAAUGUAACAAGGACCCAUGCCCAACUUGCUUCGACUCCGAUUUUGGUUGCUGUCCGGAUAACAGCACUUUUGCUACCGGAGACUUCAAUCAGGGCUGCUCAAAUUGUUCAAUAAGCGAAUUUGGUUGUUGUGCUGAUAACUACACCGAAGCGACCGGUAAAAAUGGCAUGGGUUGUCCUGAAUUUGUCGAGUCGCCUUUGAAUUUGGAAGAAGCAAAAGAUGAGGAAGGAUCUGGCGACCAAGAUGAAUGCCAGGUCACAAAUGAAGAUGGCGAAACGGCCACUGUUAGCUGUGCCAUUGCAAAUGCUACUUCUACUGAUACCGAUGAUUUCUUUGGAAACAGCACCGAUACCAACACUACCGACACGGACACUAAUUCCACUAUGCAUUGCUCAAAGUCAGAAUUUGGAUGUUGUCCAGACUGGUACACACCCGCAGAAGGGCCAAAUAAUGCUGGUUGCCCAGUCUUCGUACUUGGAGUUUGUAAUGAAACCGAGUAUGGUUGCUGUCAUGACGAAGUUACGCUCGCCCGUGGGCCAAACCUUGAAGGGUGUGGCGAGCCAACAUGCGCAGGAUCACUGUAUGGAUGUUGUAAAGAUAGGAAGACGAUAGCUUUUGGGCCACAUUAUGCUGGAUGUGAAAGGUCGUCCUUCCCUUGCGAAUUAUCCUCAUAUGGAUGUUGUUCCGAUGGCGAGACUGCCGCACUAGGACCCAAUGGCACCGGAUGUGGAGAAAAUUGCUUGACUACCAAGUACGGUUGCUGUCCCGAUGGUAAGACUACCGCUAAAGGUCACCAUAAUGAAGGAUGCGGUUGUGUUUACGCACAAUAUGGAUGCUGUCCCGAUGGGAAGACUUCGGCUAAGGGAGCUGGAUUCUAUGGAUGUCCAGACACUUGCGCGCAAAGCCAGUUCGGGUGUUGCCCUGAUGGCAAGACCCCAGCUCGUGGAUCACAUAAGGAAGGUUGUCCAUGCCAAUACACAAGAUAUGGAUGCUGCCCUGAUGGAGAAACCACAGCUCUGGGACCAAGAAACGAUGGAUGCGAUGACUGCAGAUAUGCCAAAUAUGGUUGCUGCCCUGACGGUGAAAGUAAAGCCAUUGGUCCCGAUUAUGCUGGAUGUCCAUCAACCACCCUGGCUCCAUUCCUUCUUGGAGGAACCGUUGCUCCAUCGAAGAUCUCAUCAUGUGCCCUGCCACAAGACCAGGGAUCAGUAUGCUCAUCUGGUUAUAAACUCGUGUGGUACUACGAUACUACCGAAGGACGUUGUUCACAGUUCUGGUAUGGAGGUUGUGAGGGUAACGACAAUAGAUUUGCCACGAAGGAGCAAUGCGAGACGAUCUGCGUUGAGCCACCAGGCAUUGGACGAUGCUACCUACCCAAAGUUGAGGGACCACUGAGAUGCGAUGUUCCACAGGCUAGAUAUUGGUACGACUACAAUACCAAGCAAUGCGCAGCAUUCUGGUGGAGAGGAUGCCACGGAAAUGCUAAUAACUUUGGUUCCUGGGAAGAAUGCAGUACUUAUUGUAAGGAUGUGGGACCAUACGAGGUGUCCACGACUCCAGCGCCACCUCCACCACCACCACCUCAGCCAUUCCUACCGCCAGUUGAUGUAGAUGAAAACGAAAACGAUUUCGCAAUAAAUCCUCCCGCCUCCGAAGAACAACCUGCACAAGAACCAGGUCCAAGAAGUGACGAACGAGCACGUCCACCAGUUGAUGAACGACAACGUCCACCAGUUGAUGAACGACGACCUCCACCAGCUGAUGUACGACAACGUCCGCCAGCUGAUGAACGAGCACGUCCUCCAAUGCCCACAAUCGAGGAGGUCUGCCGAUCCACGCAAGAUUCCGGACCAUGCCAGGACUACUCGGAUCAGUACUAUUAUGAUGCAUACAAAGGAACCUGCCAAACAUUCAUCUAUGGUGGAUGCGGUGGAAACCUGAACAGAUUCCGCACGGAAGACGAAUGCAUGCGAAGAUGUGGUUUCAUGAGCGCAAGACGAGGUGCCGAAGGCCAAGGAAAUCCACAAAAUCCACAAUCACCAAACUAUGAUCGUGAUGAACAACAACCACAACAACCAGACGCUCGACAGCAACAACCACAGAAUCCACAGUAUCCCCAACAUCCACAGUACCCACAGAAUCCACAGUAUCCGCAAAAUCCACAGUAUCCUCAGCAAUCACAGCAACAACCACAGGAUAUGGUACGACCACCAUUCCCAGGUGUUCCACAGCCAUCUCAAACCCAGGGUAAAUCCCGACAAGUCUGUCAUCUACCGCUUGAUGUUGGCAAAUGCCAAGGAUCCUUUGAUAGCUGGUACUAUGAGCUGGCUACCGGAUCAUGCGUGGAGUUUAAAUAUUCUGGAUGUUCUGGAAAUGCUAAUCGAUUCGCAUCGAGAGAAGAAUGCGAGUCCACUUGUGUGCGCCAGCCUGAAUCUUCGGCUAGUAGAGAAUCUGGUGAAGAAACUUCUAUUUGUGAUGAGAUCAAAGACACUGGUCCAUGCACCAACUUCGUAACGAAGUGGUACUACAACAAAGUUGACGGCACUUGCAACCGAUUCCAUUAUGGAGGCUGUGAAGGUACCGGAAAUCGAUUCGACAACGAGCAAAGUUGUAAAGCAGCUUGCGCAAACCACCAAGAUGCCUGCACAUUGCCAAAAGUGCAAGGUCCAUGCUCUGGUAAACACGAGUACUACUAUUUCAACACAAUCUCAAAACAAUGUGAGAAAUUCGUCUAUGGUGGAUGUUUGGGCAAUACGAAUCGUUUCUCAACACAAGAAGAAUGCCAAGCGCGCUGUUCGCAGUACACAAAUCAAGAGCCGCAACAGCGUUCAAUGAGAGAUGACCCAAUGAAAAAUGAUGAGGAGAACGUACCGAAGCCAAACAUCGACUUAUGUCUUUUGCCUUUGGAUGCAGGAGAGUGCAGGGCCUACAUAACAAACUACUACUAUGAUUACACCAAUGGAAUAUGCCGAGAAUUUAUUUAUGGUGGUUGUGGUGGUAACGCAAAUCGUUUCGAGACCGCCGAUGACUGCGCUGCGCGAUGUGCGCAUCGUCAUCAAGAACGGCGAGAGCUUGCCCGUUCAUUCUUCGAAGACGAACCAAAUUCCCCGAAACAGAUCGAAAAAGAAGGUGAGCCAGGAUUUACGGAUAGAUAUGAACCGGAGAGCAGCGAAGCCAAUGAUGAUGCGCUGCGCGGUAUUGACUAUGACGAGAAGAAAGUCCUGGCAGUACAACGUGGCCCGCUUUCACCAUAUACACUUCCUGAGUUGUGUGGUUUACCAGAAGAACAUGGAUCAUGUUACGACGAUAUUCUUCGAUGGAGAUUCGACCCUGAGAAAAAGUCCUGCACAUCAUUUAUGUAUGGUGGAUGCGACAUGAAUGCUAAUCACUUCACUAGCGAGGAAGAUUGCGAACGCGCUUGUGGAUCGUGGCGAGCAACACCCGUUUGCUUGCUUCCUCCCGAAGUUGGCCAUUGUGAAGCAUCAGUGAGCAAAUGGUAUUACGAUAAGGGUAAAGACACUUGUCAAAUAAUGUACUGGACCGGAUGUGGUGGAAACGGGAAUAGAUUCUCGUCGAGGGAAGAUUGCGAAUCUCUUUGCCGAGAAGAAACAUCAUGGGAAGACAGAGCAGAUGUUUGUAAAUUACCACGCUCAUCUGGUCCAUGUCGUGAUGCCAUUUCCAUGUGGUAUUUUGAUUCAAAUGAAGAAACCUGCAAGCAGUUUACCUACUCUGGCUGUCGUGGCAACGAAAACAGAUUCCCUACAAAGGAACGUUGCGAAAGGAGAUGUAUAGAAAAAAUAGAAGAUGAUGCCUUCAGCGUAAUCGUAGGAGACGAAGAUAUUGUUAUAAAACCUGCUAAAAAGAUACCUGACGUGCGACUCUAUGCUAAUCCAGUUGGAAAUUUCACAGAAGGAGAUAAGAUCGAACUGACAUGUGACAGUGAAGAUUUGCGGCCGAUUGUUUGGCGAAAAGAUGGGCAACUACUACAAUUUACCAGAAGAAUCCAGGAAGAUGACCGGUUCAGAAAGGUCGUCAUAGCUCGCGCUAUGCCGGCAGACAGCGGUGAAUACCGAUGUGCUGCAGGAGCAGAUGGUAUUGAAAGCAACUCUCUCACCAUAACUGUCACUUCAUUUGUCACUACGACUGGAGUUCCUUCUUGCGCAAAAGAUAUUGGUACACAAAAAACAUGUGCAUUAAUAGUACAGAAUGGUUUGUGUGCGAAGAAACGUUACAGAGAUUUUUGCUGUAAAUCAUGUUCUUCAUCAUAGAAGAGAAUAAACAUAUUAUAAAUUUUGAAUGAUCUACGAG